Messenger RNA from Parnassius apollo (apollo), 1596 nucleotides. Lineage: Eukaryota; Metazoa; Arthropoda; Insecta; Lepidoptera; Papilionidae. The record is from the annotation of a GenBank genome assembly.
AUGCAGUUCCAAAAAUCCAGUGAACAUGCAUUAUUCAGCAACUCCGUGGUUGACGUAUUCACUCAACUGACUCAGUGUUUCGACGUAGUGUCUAAGCUCGAGUGUCCAGAUCCAGAAAUUUGGAAGCGGUACAUGAAGAGGUUUGCAAAAACCAUCGUAAAGGUCCUCGUAGCUUAUGCUGAUAUUGUUAAGAAGGAAUUUCCUGAGCAUUUAAAGGAGGAGAAAGUGGCAUGUAUUCUAAUGAACAACAUACAACAACUACGCGUUCAACUAGAAAAAAUGUUUGAGGCAAUGGGUGGUACUAAAUUAGAACGAGACGCGGCUGACAUUUUGCACGAUUUACAGCAGAGCUUAAACAGUACACUGGAUGAGCUUGCGUCUAUGUUUGCUAAUAGUCUGGAGGUUCGCAUUACAGCAAGUGUAAAGGAAUUAGGGGAACUACUACAAAAAGUGGGCGGUGGGGGAGCGCCUGGAGCUCCACAACCACCCGCACACCAUGAGGCUGAUGAGGUGCUACGUCCCCUGAUGGAUAUACUGGAUGGCUCUUUAACUAUGUACGCUGAAUCUUGCGAAAAGACAGUGCUGAAGCGGUUGCUCAAGGAAUUGUGGAAAAUUGUUAUGAAAAUAUUAGAAAAAACUGUAGUGCUUCCACCCAUGACUGACAAAACGAUGAUGCUGAAAAAUCUUACAAACAAUGCAAAGAACCUCGCGGCAAAUGCGAAAAUAGAAGACAUGACUCAACUUUUUAAGAGCACGGUUGGGAAACAGGAUGUGAAGCAUGCGCUCUCCGGUGUGAUGGACAUCUCUAAAGAGCAUUUAUCGGCCGAGAAGAGUCUAACGCCGAAGCAGUGCGCCGUGCUCGACGCUGCCUUAGAUACUAUCAAACUGUAUUUCCACGCGGGAGGCAAUGGUCUUAAGAAAACCUUUUUGGAGAAAAGCCCUGAGCUGCAGUCUCUGAGAUACGCGCUUAGUCUGUACACGCAGACUACCGAUACGUUGAUCAGGACAUUUGUAACGAGUCAACAGAACCAAGAUGCGGCAGUGGCGGAGGAGGGCAGCGUUGGAGAAGUGUCACUUCAAGUGGAUCUGUUCACUCAUCCGGGAACUGGAGAGCACAAGAUCACUGUCAAAGUGGUCGCAGCUAACGACUUAAAGUGGGUUAUCGCCAGCGGCAUGUUCCGUCCAUUCAUAGAGGUGAACCUAAUCGGUCCGCAUCUCGCGGAUAAGAAGAGAAAAUUCGCCACCAAGUCAAAGAGCAACAACUGGAGUCCGAAGUUCAAUGAGACUUUUCAUUUCAUGGUGAGUGCGACGGAGCAGCUUGAACUGUUCGAGCUACACGUGUGCGUGCGAGAUUAUUGCUUUGCGCGCGAAGACCGGCUCGUCGGUGUCGCCGUCAUGCGCCUUGCUGAUAUAGCCGAACAGGGUUCAUGCGCCUGCUGGCUGCCAUUGGGUACGCGUGUUAAAAUGGACGAAACUGGUUGGACGAUUCUUAGAAUUUUGUCUCAGAGGCACAGCGAUGAAGUUGCAAGAGAAUUUGUUAAGCUUAAGUCAGAAAUGCGAGCAGAAGCUCCCAGCGGCAAUCAAGGGCCAUCGUGA